AUGUCAAGAGAUAAGGAUUUACAUGCCUCCCUUAUUUAAAAACUUAGAAUUAAUUUAGAUCAAUAAAAAUUAGAUGUCUCUAAAUAAUCUGAAAAAUCUUUAGAUAUGAACCAUCAUGGCCAUGAUUCUUAGGACAUUAAUGUUGUUGUCAAGAUAAAGUAGUUAUUAAAUGCAGUUGAGACUUAGAAGAAACAGAAAGAAAUUUAAUCAAAACUGCAAAAAGAAAUAGCCUCUUAAUUUGGAGUUGAAGACUCUAGAGAGAUAAGUAAAGUCAUGGCUGAAUUCGAUUACAACUCAUCUUGUAAAGAUGAGAAUUAGCUGCCCUUGCCUAUUUUGAAGAAAGUUUAAAAGAAAAUUCUUUAUCUAGAUAACUAUCAUAUGAACACAAGUUUGGCUAAGGCCCUCUAGCUUUCUAUAGCAUACUUAGUGCCUUAUAAGAUUAAUAGAAUUUAUUUGAUUAAUAAUGGAAUGUCUGAUCAAGAUUAUGCACUAAUUUUAUCAGGACUUAAAAAUACCAAAAAUAUUAAGGAGAUCGGAUACUUUCAAAACAAUUUCGGAGGCCAUUCUAUAUAUGCUUUAAAUGAGCUGCUGUAGAAUGAUUGCUUGACAACUUUACGUGCAUUAACAAUAAAGGAUAUUCAAAAUUAAUAGCCAACUGGCUAAUCAAAAGAUAUACCACAGUUGAAAUUCAAAACCUUAUUAAAGAAUAUGUCUCUAAAUACGAAAAAAAUCUUUGACCUCGAAUAAAUCACUUUAUCAAAAAUGUUCUAGCUUGAUUAAAGCUCGAUUUCAUCCCUUAGUUUGUUAGUUCCUUAACUUGACAAACUAAGAUUGCUUGAUGUAUCUUACAACAGUCUAGAAUUUUCAUUGCUAAAUAAACUUAUUGAAGCUCUUUCAAGUAAUAAUAAAUUGCAGUUAAAAUACCUAGAUAUUUCCUAUAAUUUUGACUCAAAAACUUAGUAAAACAAAGAUCUAUUGACAUUCAAUCAUGUUCUGUCCAAUUAUCUUAAACACAACAUGUGCUUAUAGCAUUUAAACAUUAGUGGAAUGAAUCUUAGUCAUGACUAAUUAAUUUACAUUUUCAAAAGAGGCAUUAAAAGAUCUAAAACUUUGCUAUCCGUUCACACAGCUUGCAAUAAUAUAUCAUAAGAAACCCUAAAACAGCUAAGAUUGAUUCUAAGAGUAAAAAAAUUCAUGAAAGAAGGCCAUUAACUUGAUAAGUAAUUAGAAGAUUAUCAUGUCAAGCUAUAAUAGAAAGCAGAUUAAAUAUCAUAAACAGAGUAUAAUCUUGAAAGAAUAAAACUAAGGAGGAAGUAAGUGAUUGAAGAGCAUAUUAGGAGACCCUUGGUAGAAGAAAAUUAGUCUGACAGAUUCGCAUUCAUCAGAUAUCUAGGUAAUCAGGAAAUUCAGGAUGGGAUGAUCUCAUUUAACUGCCUUUAAACAGAGAAAUAGCAUUUGGAGUUUGACGAGAGCUAUUACAAAGAUAAUAAAUAAGUGUAUAUAAAAAUUCAGGGUUAAGAUGUAGAACCAAUGAUGAAGUUAGAGGAGUUUAUAUAUAGACUAAACAAUAAUACUGGCAGAUACACAAGAAAUACCUAAAGAGAUAUCGAGGAUUCUAGAAUUAAAGAGUUUGUAAAUUAAUUCAACUAAAGAGAUCAUUUCUAUCAGUCUAAACUGUUAAGUACAUAUAAUCUAUAAAACCUAAACCGAUAGUAAAGUGUAGCUAACUCAACGGGAUCACCUUCACCUUUUGAUAGCUAAGCUUCAUUCUCAAAUUUUCAAAAGCAAACUAAAAGACUGCCAGGAAGCAGAUAUAAAUAGAAGCCUUGGAAUAUUAUUAUUUACUAAGGAGCAAUAAAGAAAAACAGUGCACAAGGAAUGAUAGAUAUUGAAAAGUAUUUUGGCUUAUCAAGUGUUUAUGACCAAGUAUAUGUGUAUUCUUGCUACCUUCCUCCAAGAAAGCUAAAUGUCAUUCUUAAAUAGAGAGAUAAUGACUAGAAAAUUGAUUACUUGAACCUAUACCUACAAAAGCGAGAAAUAGAUAUACCUCUUGGUUAUAAGUGUGUCAAGAAGAUUGUAGAAAAAAGAGAGUUCAUCAAAGAGAAAAGUGUGUUCAGAGAUUGCUAGGUUGACAAUCAGAAUCUUUAUAAAAAAUGCUUUGAAUACGAUAUGAAAUUUUCCAAGAUCAGGAGAUUUGUUAAGGAUACACAGGAUUUUUAAGACUUAUGCUAGACUUUGUUGAAUAACUAUGGAAUUAUUAAGAAUCAGUUUAUUAAUGCUAUUAGUUCGAGUGGAUAUCCUUAAGUAUCUUGGAUGGAUUUUGCCAAAGUUUGUGAUACAGUAAUUAUUAUAUUUACCUUAUAUAUGUAGUGGGAAGUUGUUGAUAAAAAUUUACCGAUGAGCACUGUUGAUAGAUUAUUUAUUGCUGUUAAUGUUGAGAUUAUUGAUUUAGAGGAGAACCUUGAUAGAUCACUUUGCAGAUAUGAAUUCUUUGAGAUUUUAGUGAGAAUGGCUUUCUCAAAGUAUGUUGAAAAAGGGCCAUUAAGAACUAUUAAUGAAGGUCUAAUUAAACUAAUUUAAGAUCAUCUGGUCGAGAAUGCUGUUGAAAAGAUAGACUCUGAAGGUUGGAGACUUGAAGAGUUAUGGUCACUAGAGGUUGAUGACUUGCUUAAAGCUAAUAUGAAUGGAAUUAAGCAGCUGUAUAAAUAUAUGUGUCAGGGGAGAAAGCAACUAGAGUAUGAAACGGCUAUUGAUAUGAUACAUGAAACUACUCUUAAUAUGACAAGCGAGGAAAUUACUACAGCUUUUGCAUAUUCGAAGAGUACUUUUGUUUAAGAAAUGGAAGAUAUUUGGAAGUAUAAGAGAAUGCCUUUUCAUGAAUUCCUAGAGUUUUUAGGAAGACUAGGAUAAGUCAAGUACUAAGGAGAACCUUUACCAUUAGAGACUAAAAUUGAAAUGGUUUUAGAACAACUAUUUCCUCUUGUUUCUGAGAAAGUUAGACAAGCUAAGUAAAAUGAUGAUAUUGAGAGUGAAACUGAUUAUGAAGAUGACCUCAUUGAGUUAUCUUCAAAAAUUCUUAUUGAAAAUUAAAAGUAGAAAACAACUAAACUUAAUAACUAAAGUGAUGAUGAAGAAUUCUAGAGUGAUGAAAGCAUAAGUAUAGGUUAGUUAAGUCAUUCUUCUGGCUCUUGA
This is a messenger RNA of Stylonychia lemnae, 3192 nucleotides long. The record is from the annotation of a GenBank genome assembly. NCBI's taxonomy places the organism in Eukaryota, Ciliophora, Spirotrichea, Sporadotrichida, Oxytrichidae.